This is a messenger RNA of Vidua macroura (Pin-tailed whydah), 8251 nucleotides long. Its product is annotated as hydrocephalus-inducing protein homolog. The coding region runs from base 5 to 8023 and encodes 2672 amino acids. The record is from RefSeq and is a predicted model, not a curated record. Gene Ontology annotation, cellular component: axoneme. Gene Ontology annotation, biological process: axonemal central apparatus assembly; cilium movement. The transcript has 44 exons. Lineage: Eukaryota; Metazoa; Chordata; Aves; Passeriformes; Viduidae.
GGACAUGCCACACACUCCCCUCGAAGUGGAGAAGGCUUUCAGUAUCGUGCCAGUGUCAGGUGUGCUGCAGCCGGGAGAGAGCCAGCAGGUCUCCUUCACCUUCUUUGGCCACCUCAACACCAUCUGCAAUGUCACGGAGCUGUGCCACGUGGAGGGAGGCCUCACCUACGAGGUGGUGGUGACCAGAGAGGCCUCACGUGUCAGCUACUCCCUGAGCUCCCGGGAGAUCGACUGUGGCUCUCAGAUGUUUAAUGAAAUUCAUCACCACACAGUCACCCUGGCAAACAAAGGCAAGCCUGAAUUCAACUGGGUGCUAAAGCCUAGCACUGCCGACCAGCGUCUGCCUGGCGUGUUUCUGGUCAAGCCCACCACUGGCUCCAUUGCACGUGGCGAGAAGCAAGUGCUGAAAUUCUCUUACAUGCCGGGAUUACCAGGAGCCUUCAGCAGGACUUACCAGCUUAAAGUGGGUGACCUGGACCCAGAAAAUAUCUGCCUGAAAGGAGAAGCGUCCUUUCCCAUGAUCAGGGUGAACCUGCCCUGGAACAUCAAAGGAAAUGAAAAAGAUGAGAUCACUAAGAGUCAGACCUCGAAGACUCGGAAUCCAAAGACUCAGGGCCUGAAGCCCCACAUCCCUCGUUCUGGCAUUGUAUCAAACACUCAGCUGCAGAUAGAGAUGAUGAGGAUGCUGAUAGAGAAGCCUUCUCUGGAGCUGCAGAAAAAGCUCCCAUCCCAUCCCCUGAAGAGCAGGUUCCCUGAGAAGGAGAUGUGCCAGCGUCUUGUCAAAGUUAACCUGCUCGAGUAUGUCCUGGACAUGGGCCCUGUCCUUAAGGGUUACACUGAGACACACACUCUGAAGAUCACCAACCCUGGGCAGAUCUAUGUGUCCUUCCAGAUCAAUGUAUCUGUCCUGCGGGACACAGGUUUCAGUGUGGACCUGAAGCAGAUGGAGGACCUGCCCCCCAACCACACCGUGGUGUUUGAAGUGCGCUUUGAAAGUGCCCACCAGCCACAGGGUGACGUGGAUGUGCUGCUGCCCAUAAAGGUGACAAAAGGCCCCACGUAUAACAUCCACCUCCGUGCCACUGUGUCUGAAAUGUCGCUCGACCUCUCCAAGAAGAGACUGCACUUCUCUGACAUCCUUGUUGGGCAGUGCCAGGUCGAGACCAUCCGACUCUACAACUGGUUCCGAGUAGCCUGCAAAUGGUCCAUCGAGCGUGUUCCGAAGAACAAUCACCUCAAAUACAUGACACCAGCCGUACGUCAGAAGCGGCAGGCGCUGGAGGAUGAGCCCUGUCCCUUUGAAGUGACGCCCUCCAAAGGAACCCUUGGUGCAGGAAAGUGGCAGAACUUGCAAAUCCAGUUUACACCCAAGGCGGAGAGCUCUUACAGGAAUGAGCUGAAGCUUAACAUUUGUGGGAGCAGCAGUCACUUAAAGCUGCACCUCUCAGGAGAAGGUCUGGAGCCACGGUUGGAGUUCAGCCCCCCAGCACUAAAGAUGGGAUGGGUGCUGGUGGACAGUGAUGGGCUGGAGGCCACAGUGGUGGUGAAGAACCCAUGCAACUUCCCCAUUGAGUUUUACUCCCUGGAUUUUGAUGAGCAGUACCUUGAGGAGGAGAAGAUCCUGCGGAUGGCAGUGGGGUCCGAGUAUCAAAAGUGGUUUUUUAUGCCUCCACGUGCCGUGGGUGAGAUGCUGCCCCCAGAGGUGCUGGAGGACCAUGAAGCACAGAGGAGGCCGAAGGCUCAACAGGCAGAGCUGAAGGCCAUGGCAGAGGCCAAGGCCAGGGCUGAGGCUGAAGCCAAGGCCAUGGGCAAGGCAGCACCAGCACAUCACAGGACUCUCACAUUCUGUCCUGAGUCCAUGCUGAAAGUGACUGGCAGUCCUAUCUCUCGGGCUGUCAUGCGCCACCUGGGCAUUGACCCGUCUUCAGAGAGGCAUGAAGCGCAGCAGCACAGAGGGAUUGUUGUCAUCCUCCAUGGGCCACCCUGGACAGGAAAGACAGAGAUAGCAGCGGGCCUGUGUCAGUAUUAUGAUGCUGCUUACGUGUCCAUUGACACCGUGGUGAAAGAGGCCAUGGCCAACGAUGGGAGCCCAGCAGGGCUCUGUGCCCGGGAGCUCUGCACCAAGGCUGCCAUGGAGACAAAAGACAAAGACAAAGGUGAAAAGUCUCCGACCAAGAAUAAAGAAGCCUCUGGGGAAAAGAUCAACAAGAAGGAUGCCAAAGGCAAGACCCCUUCAGCACAAAAGAAGAAGGAGCCAGGCAGCAAACUCGACAAAAAGGACACCAAGUUCACAGUUUCCACUGCUCCUGCGCCACAGCAGCUGAACAUCAGCAGCAGUCAUGGGGAAGAGCUGAACUGCUUGAGCUGUGUGCUGCCCGAGGACCUGCUGGUGGACAUCCUCAGUGAGAGGCUGAAGUGUAAAGACUGCUACAAGGGAGUGGUCUUUGAUGGCUUGGAAAGCCUCUUUGCAAGCAGCCUGGAAUCUUCUCUUCUGUGUGUACUCAAAGCUGUCAAAAAUCGUCGUCACAUCUUCAUAUUGAACCUGCAUCAGGAUUAUGCUUCUUGGAAAGCCAGGGUUGAAGCUGAAAGAAAGAGGAAGGAAGCUGAAAGAGAGAAGAAAGCUAUUGAGAGGAAGAGAAAACUUUUAUUGCAAAUGACUGAGGAUGAGUAUGACGCCCUCCCUGAGGAGAAGAAAGCAAAAGUGGAUAAAAUAUUCCUGGAAUGGACGCGCAUACGGAGGAAGAGUGGUGAGCCCUCCUGGCUUAGAUGCUGCCUGCAGGGACCUGGGCUCUGGGCUUGCCUUGGCACUGCCUGUAGAAGUGUCUUUAAGUCCAUGAUGUCGAUUGGCACCUUCUUCAUCAUCUCCCUUCACCAAAACAGUGGGAUUGUGCAACCUCCAAAACCAGAGAAGGGGAAAACCAAAUCCCCAGAGAGGAAGGAAACCAAAUCCCCAGAGAGGAAGGAAACCAAAUCCCCAGAGAGGGAGGAAACCAAACCCCCAGAGAAGAAGGAAACCAAAAUCCCAGAGAAGUGGAAAUACAAAGCCCCGAGGAUGAGCAAAAUCAUAAUCCCAGAGAAGGGGGAACCAAAGGCCCCAAAGAAGGGGGAAACCAAAAUCCCAGAGGACCUAUCUGAGAUGGAGAAUUUGAUCCUGAGGUUUCAGAUCUAUGAGUCAUCACAGCAGAACGUUGCAGAGCUUUCCUCCUACUGGGACAGGGUUCAGGGUACCAUGCAGUUACCUGUGAUCCCAAAGGAAAACAAGUCCCAGUCUUCAUCUGUAAAGAAAGGUCAGAAGACCAAUAAGCCUCAGGAGAAGGUGAAGAAGCCUGAACAAAAAAGUGGAGACCAAAGGAGUCUUCAGUCAUCUCAGCUGGAGAUGCAAAGCGAAGUUGCAGAGGGGGCAGUCAGAGACGAGCAUGUCGGGGUGCCGUGCCUGGACAUCCAGGUCUCAGAUCCGAAGGCCACGAUCAGGGAGAUCCUGAGGGAUGGGACACUGCCAACGGAAGACGAGGUGCUGCAACAUGUGGGACUGCAUCCCGACAGGCCUCCCCUCCCCCCUGCUGCUGUGCUCUCCACAGUCGAGUACCCAGAGGAGCGGCUGGCCUCUGCAGAGCGCGUGGAGCCCUUCACCAUUGUGGCACCGGGAGGUGCUGCUGUGGAAGACAGUCUGGCCAAGGCCCCUGAUGUGAAGGGCAGUUCUGCCGAGGGCCAACCAAAGACAGGUAAAGCAGCCAGCAGAGACAGCUCUGCAAAGGAGAAGCAGAUCUCCACACGGAGAACAGAAAGUCCCCGGGAUUCCUCUGCAACAAGAUCCAAAAGUACACUGGAAAGUGCCUCAGUCCCCACAGAAUUCCUCAGGCUGAAACGGUACCGGUGGAUAGUGCCUGCCCACGGUGAGGUGGAACUGAAGGUCCAGUUCUCCGCCAAAAAGCCAGGGAAGUUUGAGCAGACACUGAGGUUUGAGCUCGUGCAGACAAAGCGCCAGUACGAGCUGCCCUGCCGUGGCACCGGCCUGUACCCCAGCAUCAGCCAGAACCCAUGGGUGGUGUUUCCACAGUGGAGGGAGACCAUGGAGGAAGAUGAAAUCAUCUUCAAGGAAUAUGUUGAGAGCACAAAGCAAUUCCACUUUGGGCCGCUGCUGUGUGGGAAAUCAAGAGACUGGUACAAGGCCCAGAACUGUCCCGGCAACUCGGAGAAUAUAACCAUCCUCAACAACUCCCCCAUGGACGUAGAGGUCCAGUUCUCCUUUGAGAAUGAUGGGAAAGCAGAGACGUUCCUUUUGGACCCUCCCAGCAUGGCACUGAAACCAAAGGAGAAGCAGGAGCUGACCAUUUGGGCAUACCCCACUUCCCCUGGCUUCCUGGAAGACAAACUCAUCUGCAGCAUUGGGAAGAACCCAGACCCAGUGGUCUUCAGCCUGUGCUGCCAUGGGGUGCACGUGAAGCUGGAGGUCAGCCCCCUGGAGCUGUCUUUUGGCAAGCUGCUUCUGCAUAGGACUGACAGCAGGACCUUGGUCCUGAGAAACGACAACCUGCUGCCCAUGGCCUGGCAGCUCAAUGGGCUGGAUGACCUUGCUGAGGACUUCUCCUUGUCCCAAGAUAAAGGCACCAUUGAUCCCCGCUCAGAGUUUGAAGUGACAGUGCAUUUCAAGGCCAGGCAGAUUGGCAGCAUUAAGAAGACCCUCCGACUAGAGGUUUCAGAUACAGAAAAUGUCCUGGGGAUUGUUCAGGCUGAAAACAUCAAAAUCUCUGCAAAGGUCUAUGAGGUUUCUCUGAGCAUUGACAUGCCCAAAGGUUCAGAUGGAAGCUUGGAAUUUGGAACCAUUAAUGUCCUGGAUAAUGUGAAGAAAGUCCUGAGGCUAAAGAACAAAGGGGUAUACAACAUUGAGUACAGUUUCACGCUGAAGGGUGCAGGUCGCGGGAUGCGAAACGUGGCAUCCUACUUCGCUGUUGAGCCUCAGUCAGGCAUGCUGACUGCCUCCCAGCCUGGUGUGAAUAUUGAGAUACUCUUCCACCCCACAAGUGAAAUCCUCCUCAAGAACAAGCCCAUCCUGUACUGCCAGGUGAUAGAUGCCAGCUCAGGUGAAGGAGGCCAGGUUGUCACCAACAUCCCAGUGAUGGUGUCAGCAAAAGCUGAGUACAGCAAGUACAGCAUUGAGCCUGCCUCACCCAUCAACUUCGGUGCCGUGAUCAAGGGCACCAAGGAGACCCAGACUGUCGUGCUGGAGAACAAAGGCAUGCUCGGCUUCAAAUUCCGCAUCCACCGAGCACCCAAGGAGGCAUCUGCAUUGGAAAGCAAAAGUUCAAAGCAAGGGGAAUCUGCUCCAUCGCCUACAAAGCACUCAGCAAAGAAAUCAAGCUCCUUGACACAGGGUCACCUCAAUCUUGGCAUGUUCACGGUGUCCCCCUGCUCCGGCUCCAUCCGUCCCCGGGGCCAGCAGAAGAUCACAGUGGAAUGCCUCGCAGAGCAGGAGGGGACAUGUGAGGAGCAGCUCUACAUUGACAUCCUGGGCAGAGACCCCAAGGACAAUCCCCUCGGCAUUCCCUUUACCUUGAUUGCCGAGUCCUGCGUCCCAGGACUCAUUGAGGAUGUCACGUUAAUCUUCAAGGAGUACCCGAUCUGCAGCAGCACCGACCUCAGACACAAGAUGCAGUCGGUGAAAGGCACGGGCCUGUUUGUCAGAGAUGAGAACAGAUUCAUCUUCAACAAUGUUCUGGUUGGGCAAGAGGCUGUAGCUCAUUUCAGUAUCUAUAGUGCGAGCAGUCUGCCAUGUGACGUGGUCCUCUCCAUCAAACCCCUGCCUGGAAAGGAACAAACCCCUAUCAAAAACAUUUUCAAUUUGGAUCCAGUCAAGAUGUCCGUUCCUGGCUCAUCCUAUGCCGUUGCUACGGUGACCUUCACCCCGCCAGAUGAGCAGAACUACAACUGCACAUUCACGGCUUCCCUUGUCAUCCCAAAAGGCUCUGUGAAAAUCAAACCCCAAACCCUGACCUUCACCAUCAGCGGGAGGGGGCACGAGCCGCAGCUGACAGUCGUGUGCCCGAGCGCUUGCAGCAAGAGGGGAAACGCCGUGCUGCGCUUCAAGAGGCUCCGGCUGGGGGAUUCAGAGACGCUGCCCCUGGUCAUCCGUAACAACGGCAGCAUACCUGUCAAGUUUAUGUUACACCUGGAGGAUAAGCAUGGAGCGUUCUUCUUGAAAGGCAGGGCCUCCACACUCAGGAUAUUCCACACUGAAGAUGUGGAAGAGGACUCCGUUGGAAACGAGAGCAAGCCCCCGAAGAAGCCUUUCUUCCUUCUGCAUUGCGGGCAAUCGACAGAGUUUGAUGUCAUUUUCAAACCCACGCGGGCUCGACGUCUGGAAGGGGAGAUUUGUCUCUUCAUGGGGGACAUCUGCUCUAACAAAACCCUAGUAGAGCUGGUGGGUGAAGGCCACAAGGAUGGAUUCACCCUCGAUGGCCUAGAGGAAGACACAACGGAGGGGAAUGCUGAGAGCAGUCUGAAGAAAGACAUCAUUGAUGCUGUCAGAAUGAAUCACCUCCAGUUUGGGGACUGUCUUGUCGGGAAGCGCUGCAGCAGGACCUUCACCAUCACCAACCACACCCGUAGGAAGGUCAUGCGCUUUGAGUGGGAGGCAGACGCCCCAUUCCAGUUCUCCCCCAAGGUGGGACACCUCCAUCCUGGCUGUGCCAAGGACAUCACAGUGACUUUGAAAUCAGAUGUCCCAGCCACCUUCAGGAGGCACCUUGUGAAAUGUAAGGUGACCAAGAUCGACUUUGAGCUGCCACAAAGGGAGGUUCCUGACUGGGAUGACCGAAUGUGCACUGUCUCAUGGAAGAGUACCACCAGGAAAGACUCGGGAGACAAAUUCCCUAAAAUAGAGAAGGUGGUCGAGAUAGACCCAGAACCGGCUCACACUGUGGUGGAGGAGAGCAGCCAGGAGGCCGAGGUGUACCUCAGUGCCGUUGCUGCCCACAAGCAGUUGAAGAGGAAGACGAUGGUGGUUCAGUUCAAGGAUACCCAGCCCUCCCAGACAAGGACAACCACUUUCAAAAUUCACAACGCAGGGAAGGAAGCCCUGGAGUACUCCUGGGAUUAUGCCGCAGAUAGAGAACCAGUGAACAAGCCAUUCUCAUUCACUCUGAUGCGUCGGUUCCUCUCCGAUGAAACUGUAAAGCAUCGCAGAAAGCUGCUGCUUAGUUACUGGUGGGACCUGGAACAUCCUCCUAAGAUAGUUCCUAAAGUGCGGCAGCGGCGGCCUGACAGGAGGCUGCGGUUAGCCAGAUUGCGGCAGGAGCGGCGAGACCGGCAGUGGCGCUGGGACUGGAUGUGGCAGUGGCAGCGGCAGAAUAAGGAGAUGCAGGAACUGAGGCUGCAGCUGCUGCAGGAAUUGGAGCAGCAGCAGCGGGAUUCCGAGCAGCAGCAGCAGCAGCAGCGGGAUUCCGAGCAGCAGCAGCAGCGGGAUUCCGAGCAGCAGCAGCAGCAGCAGCAGGAUUCCGAGCAGCAGCAGCAGCAGCAGGAUUCCGAGCAGCAGCAGCAGCAGGAUUCCGAGCAGCAGCAGCAGCAGCAGCAGGAUUCCGAGCAGCAGCAGCAGGAUUCCGAGCAGCAGCAGCAGGAUUCCGAGCAGCAGCAGCAGCCCAAGCAGCCAGAUCCUUCCAAGAAGAAACACCGCUCAAAGCAAAAGCAUGUCUCUCUGCAGCCUGUCAGUUCCUCCCUGGAAAUCUUCCCAGAUUUCACCCAUGACGUGCCACUGUUCUCCAUCAACCCCUCCUGUGGCGUCCUUGCUCCUGGCCAGAAGCAGACCUUUCAUGCGCAGUUCUCCCCAAAGUGUGUGGGGAAGUUUAAGGCCACCGUGCUGUGCAGGAUUCCUAACCUGAAGCCAACUCAGAAGAGGGUGCGGGUGAUUUUGAAAGGCACAGCCCGGGAGGAGAAGAGUCUUGGUAAACCUGAAGAGUCUGUGUUACAGCAGACAGAGCAAGGCCAGACACCCAAGAAGCAGGUGCACGGGAAACUACCACCUGAGUGACAGCAUCUGUGUCAGCUGGAGCAUCCGGCAGGAGCUGGCAACAUCAUCUCUUCUGCUGCUGAUGGUCUCCCACCCUUCACCGGAGACCUCUGCAGCUACCCUUCCAAGCUCCAGUGAAGACCUCUCACUUAUCUUUUAGUUACCUAAGUUAAUUAACUAAUUGUUAGUUGUUAAUCAAUUGUUCGUUAAUUGUUAAUUAAACAAUUGGCAAUAAAUCGUUAAUUGUCA